AUUUAUUGUCAUGUCAAAAUUGUCAAAUAUCAUUGGUCACCGGUGGAGUCCGGACGACUAGGAAGUAGGAAUUUCUUGAGUUUCCAAUAAAGAGUUUGUUUAGGUUCCAACAGAAAUAUUCCAUCUUAACAUUAGCAAUGGAGGAUAUUCUCUCAAAGCUGCUUGUAUCCAACAGUAAAACUAUACAGGAGGGAACCAAAGAGUUGAAGGAGGCUUUCAAGAAACCUGAGGCGAUACCUGCUUUGUGCGAUGUAUUAGUAACAUCAACACAUCCUCAAAUAAGACAAUCCGCUGCUGUGCUCCUAAGGCGAAAACUCGGUAAAAAGCGCCAAUGGAGCAAAGUCAACAUAGAAAUUAGGAAUAGAAUCAAACAGGGUAUGUUGCAAGCCCUAGUUAAUGAACAGGAAAAACUAGUUAAGAAUUCCAUAGCACAGUUCAUUGGAAUAUUGGGAAAGCAUGAAUUUCCAGAUAAUUCUUGGCCAGAGAUCCUCCAGUUUGUUCAUACUCUCACUAGCAGUGAUACAAUUUUUGAUAAAGAGUUGGGAAUGUAUACUUUAUCUAUAAUGACAGAAGUAUCUCAAAGUUCCUACAUUAUACAUGCUGAAUCAUUCGCGGUUCUUUUCUCUAGCAUGUUGAAUCAAGUAUCUGACCCCAAAUCAAACUUGGCUUAUUAUACUGUAAUUACAAUGAAAAAUCUUGUAUCAGUUAUUGGAAGUCACCAACAAAUGAUAAAUGUGUAUCAUUCAUUGUUGCCAAAAAUAUUAGAGAUAAUCAAUAGCACUGCACAUGAAGAAGAUAAAAAGGCUUGUGAUAUGUUUGAAAUCAUUGAGGAACUGAUAGAAUUUGCAGUUAGUGUUGUUGUCCCACAUAUUAGACUCAUAGUCGAAAUGUGCCUUCAGAUAGCCAUUAACAAUUCUUUAUCGAAGAUUGUUCAAAUCAAAGGUAUAAGCGUCGUCGGAUGGUUGAUUCGUUCAAAGGGAAAGGUGGUGCAGAAAAAUAAAUUAGUGGAACCAAUAAUUGAUGUUCUGAUUCAACUGAUGGCUCAGCAGCCUGAGGACGAAGGAAACGAGGAAUAUUUUCUUGGAGAUCCAGACCAAUUUACAUCCAUAACUGUCGCAACUCAAACGUUGGAUCUGAUUGCUUUGCAUAUUCCUGCAGACAAGGUGAUUCCUUAUAUUUUGACCAAGGUGGAACCAGCUAUUCAAGGUUCCGACAUUUACGCUCAAAAGGCCGCUUACCUAGCCCUGGCCGUUUUAGCCGAAGGCUGUUCGGAAAAGAUCAGGAACAAGUACUUGGAGUCCUUCUUGAAGUGUGUCUGUACUGCCAUACACAACCCCAAUGCUGUAGUUAGGAAUGCAGCGUUUUUUGCUCUCGGACAGUUUGCAGAACAUUUGCAGCCCGAGAUCAGCCAAUUUGCCUCCGUGUUACUGCCGGUACUGUUCGAAUGUCUCGGUCAAAUUUUCACACAAAUGGAGAUCGAGAAGAAGGACCCGCCCAGCUUAGACAAGCUGUUCUAUGCGCUGGAAACGUUCUGCGAGAACUUGGACGACGGUUUGAUGCCCUACCUUCCGACGCUCAUGGAAAGGUUGUUCGUCGCCCUGGACCCGACCGCGUUCUCCAUGCAACUGAAAAGGGUAGCUCUGAGUACCCUGGGCAGUGUGGCGAGCGCCGUGAAAGAAGGGAUGCUGCCUUAUUUCGAGAAGACGAUCGAGAUAUUGAAUUUGUAUAUCAAUUCGGAUCCCAAUUCUGAAGUAUAUCAACUCCAGUGUUAUGCAAUAGAAUCUCUCGCAGUGAUUGCUCAGUUCAUAGGACCAGAUCAUUUCAAACCGUUAGCUCCUGACUCGCUACAAUUUGGUCUCAGGAUAUUGGAUCAAACUUCCGAUCCUGACUUGAAGAAAAGUAUAUAUGCCCUUUUCGCCGCUUUGGCAAUUGUUAUGAAGGAGGAGCUUAGUCCUGCUCUCCCAAAAAUUGUCAACGAAAUGAUAGAGAGUAUACAGAGUAGUGAAGGAAUAGUAACUCAUUUUGAAGAUGAAGAAAAGGAGGACGUAGACGUUUAUGCCGAUUUAUCAGAUGAAGAGGAAGACAUUGAGGAAGAUAUAGAUGGGUCUUCGACUGGUAGUGCUGAUUCGGCACAAUGUAGAUAUUCUGUGGAAAAUUCGUAUAAUGAAGAAAAAGAACAGGCUUGUCUGGCUUUGCGAGAGAUUUGUGUGCAUACCGGUUCCGCUUUUCUACCCUACAUCGAGAAGAGCUUCGAGGAGAUAUUCAAACUAAUCAACUACCCCCAAGACGACAUCCGCAAGGCCGCCGUGGAGGCGCUCCUCCAUUUCUGCAUUGCCCUCCACAAGUGCCAGACGCCGGAGGGCAAGCUGGCCCUCUACAAGGCGUUGCAGAUGUUCGUGCCCAAGUGUGCCGAGCUGAUCAGGAUAGACGAGGAAAGAAGCGUCGUCACUGUUUGUUUGGACGCGUAUGCGACGCUGUUGGAGGAGGUGAAGGGGGAUGUGCUGGUGGGGGAGGGACAUCGGGAGGCGAUCAUGAACUGCGUGGUGGAUGUGUUGAAUUUGAAGACUAUGUGUCAAGACACUGAUUUAGCGGAAGCCGAAAAUAACGAAGAAGAUACAGAAGCAGAACAAGAUGAGUUGUUAUUGGAAUCGGCUGGGGAUGUCAUUCCGAAAUUCUCCGCAGCGAUACCUCCAGACGAUUUUGUUACUUAUUUCCCGAAUAUAUUAACUCUGAUGUUAGCUAGAACUAAAAAACAGAACAGUUUGAGUCAAAGAUCGUUCGCUUUUGGAACAUUGGCUGAAUGUAUGAAAUCUCUACAUGUUUACGUUGAAAAAUUCGUGCCGACUCUGUUGACUAUGUGGUUGACUGGAGCUAGAGAUUCUGCUGAUGAAGUUCGAAAUAAUGCCAUUUUCGGUUUGGGUGAAAUGAUUCUACACGGAAAAGAAAAAGUAUUCAGUCAUUAUCCGGAAAUUCUGCAAGCCCUCUCUGCUGCAGUUUCCAAAGAAACUCACAGUGGAACCUUGGACAAUAUUUGCGGAGCUUUAGCCAAAAUGAUUCUUGUUAAUCCCAACGGAAUCCCUCUGGACCAAGUGUUUCCUGCAUUUUUGCAAAAACUUCCUUUGAGAGAUGACUUUCAAGAAAACGAAGCAGUUAUCAACUGCUUUUACAGUUUAUAUCAACAGGGCAACCCUGUUUUUCGACAACACUUACCGGGUGUAAUCAAUACAGCUGUGCAUGUAUUCUAUAAGGAACAGACUCCUAAUGAAGAAAUGUGUGCAGAAAUGCAACCCUCCUUAUGUCAAUACACGUGUUUGGGUACUUGAACUCAAUAGAAUUAGUUUGGUAAUGGAAGGUGACAAAUUCGAAUUUGGGACGACUUGGAACCUAUGUCCUAGAGGGCGCUGACUUGCUAACAAUUGCCAACACACUCAUCGACUCAAUCUUCUUAUUUUGAGACUUCUAGUAUUAUCUGUGCUCUAUAGCGGUUGACUUGACUCAUACUCAAUGGAAAUUCAUACUGAUUGUUCGAUAUUUCUCUGUGUCUAGAUGCAAAGAGAAUACUGACUGAAUUCAUAGUAAUGGUGAACAGGGACUUCCCGCAAGAACUGUCGAAUUCUGUGUCAUCCCUUGAACCAGCAGCUUCUGAAUCAAUUCGAAAAUUAUUGACAUCAUAACAUUUUCCUCUAUCGAAGAUAAUUUACUACUGGACAAAGCUUUAAGGUUGUCUGAAGGAGCUCUUUGAUUCAUUAAUUCAUUUAUUUAUUUUCCUUCGGAAAUUUGAAGUUAUUAUUAUUGAAUGUUAUUUUUAUAUGAAUUUGUAAAUAAGUUAUUGCUUUGAGUUUUAAGAUGUAAUGUUUUUAAAAAUAUAAUUGCUGAGCAUCGUU
Messenger RNA from Phaedon cochleariae (mustard beetle), 3884 nucleotides. The record is from the annotation of a GenBank genome assembly. Lineage: Eukaryota; Metazoa; Arthropoda; Insecta; Coleoptera; Chrysomelidae.